Molecule: messenger RNA, 333 nt
Organism: Suillus plorans
Lineage: Eukaryota; Fungi; Basidiomycota; Agaricomycetes; Boletales; Suillaceae
Exons: 1
Source: RefSeq, a predicted model, not a curated record
GGUAGCGACCAUGCUGAUAUUAGUGUGUUUCGCCUCCCCCCUGGUGGUUCUCAAGAAUAUGCUGACAAUUUACGCCACCUCGUCCCAUCCCCUAGUCAACGACAAUUGGAGAUGCGCAGGACAGAGACCAGUAUCACGAAGCCACCUCUUAUUCUUAGACUCAACCCUUCACGUUGCCUUGGAGUUCCCAACUGUACGACCACGGAUAUUAUGCAUCUAGCUGGUAACCUCAGUGACCUCCUCAUUUCUCUUUGGCGUGGAACGAUAGAUUGUGCCGCUACAGAUGAUGUAACUACAUGGGAUUGGGCAGUACUCCAUGACGCGGAAGCUUGG